AUUAUUUAAUUGAAAAAGAAAAUAAAGUACCCUUCCCUCCCUCCCUCCCUCCCCUUUUUCUUUUUUAGAAAACUUAGUCUCUAUAGUCUGUCCCAUCACAACAACAAAAACUUAGUUUUUUUUUUUCUCUUUCAACUUUCUUUAAAAUAAAGAAAGGGAGAAAGCUCAUUUUGGGUUGGAUCAAGAAAUAAUCUGGAUUCUUGAGAAAUGAUCUUCUAGCAAGAAGCUUAGCCUCAAUCUUGUAGUGUUUUUGAUUCAAGUAUAGUGGUAACUGAUUGAUUUAGUGUUAAUCAAAAGGGAUCAUUAUUAAGUAACAAGGAUGAAGAAGAUAUGUAGUAAUACAAUGGAGGAAUGUCUUCAUCAUCCAAGCUUAAUAAGUAUUGUAUUCUCUUGGACUUUAGAGGAUCUUCUCAAUGAAUAUCUUUUCAAAAAUCAGGUACCGAAGAUUCCACAGACAUUCUUGUCCACAAAUGGUUAUAUGAAUUCAUUCUUUCCUGCAUUGAUUGAGGAAACACAUAGUGAUCUAUACUCAAGCUUGAUGAGUGUGCCUCAAGCUUCUUUUUGUGAAAUCAGGACAAUGGAAAUGUCCAAGGAAUUCAACCCUCCGUACGACUUGUACUAUAACAUUACAGUGAAGAACAUUACUGAUGAGGUGUAUGGUGUAGGAAAAUAUGAACCUGAGGUUGGUGAUCUCAUUGCAUUCACAAGUAUUCGGCCGAGAAGUGUGUAUGACUUGAGCAGGAUAAAAAAUUACUGUCAUAUAGCUUAUAUUUGUGGAUCAAAAGAUGAAUUUACUGAUGAGAUUCCUAUACUGUUAUCAAAGUACAUGGAGAUGGAGAUGCAUGGUAAAUUUCAUUCGAGGAGGAACAAUGCACAGAAACUUUAUGCAGUUUAUCUCGUUAACAUGAUCACUAAUGUUCGUAUUUGGAAAGCCUUGAAUUCUGAGAUGGAAGGAUCCAACAUGAAUAUAAUUAAAAAAGUUUUGCAGCCUUAUUCAGGGAGGGAGGAAAACUGUCAUACUUGCUUGUCGGGGGAAAUUCUCGGUCAAUCCUAUGCCCGAGUACAAAACAUAAUCAAAUCUCAGAAUCUGAAUGAAUCUCAAAAAGAUGGUAUUCUAAGUUGUCUUCAUAUGAAAAAGUGUCAUCACAAUGAUCCUAUUAAACUCAUAUGGGGUCCACCAGGAACUGGGAAAACAAAGACAGUUGCUUCAAUGCUAUUUUGUCUACUCAAGUUAAGAAUGAGAACAGUGACAUGUGCUCCAACAAACACUGCAGUUUUGGUAGUGGCGUCACGUCUUCAUAUCAUAGCUAAGGAUUCACUUGAGAAUGGUUCAUAUGGUCUUGGUGACAUAGUACUAUUUGGAAAUAGUAAAAGAAUGAAAAUUGAUUCUUAUAAAGGUCUUGGUGAAGUCUUUUUGGAUAACAGAGUUGAUGAUUUGUUAAAAUGUUUUUCUCGAAUGACUGGAUGGAAAAAUAGUUUGGAAUCAAUGAUCAAAUUACUAAAGUAUCCUGAAGAAAAAUAUGCUUUGUAUCAGAACAAAAAUGAUGAUGAAAAUGUUAUGUCAUUAGAAGAAUUUGCCAAUAAAAAUUAUGGUCAUGUAAAGCCUGCAUAUUUUUCAUACAAGAGACGUUUUAAGUAUCGUUGUCCUAUGACAUUGGAAGAGUUUGUGAAGAAGAAAUAUGGUUAUAUUGUUGAGCAAUAUGAUAUAUAUAAAGAUGAAAACAAGUUAGGUGUUGGUAUGAGCAUGGAGCAGUUUUUAAGACAAAGGUUCUGUGUAUUUGGAGGGAAGUUGAAGUCAUUCGCAAAAACCUUGUGUACUCAUUUACCAACAUGUUUCCUUCCGAUUAAGGUGGCGAUGAAAAUAUUUAGAGUUCUUGAGUUGUUAAAAUCUCUUGAAGUCUCCAUGAAUCAAAGCAAACAAACACAAACUUUCCAUGGUAAUUGUGAGGACGGAGAAAGAAUUUUCGCUUGGUUUGGUUGGUUAAGCAUUGAAAAACAAGAGUUUCUUCACACACUUUGUUUUCUUUGUAACACUAUCAAGCUUCCACAAAUUACAUCAAAAUUUGGCAUAUCACGAUUUUGCUUGAAGAAUGCAUGCCUUCUUUUUUGUACUGCAUCAAGUUCUUCUAAGUUGUACACAGAAGGAAUGAAACAAGUGCAGUUUCUAGUGAUUGAUGAAGCUGCUCAACUUAAAGAAUGUGAAUCAACAAUUCCAUUGCAAUUAAAUGGUCUCAGACGUUGUAUUCUUAUUGGUGAUGAGAGACAACUUCCUGCAAUGGUCAAAAGCAAGAUUGCUGACAGGGCUGAAUUUGGAAGAAGCUUAUUUGAGAGGCUAGUGAUGUUGGGAUACAAGAAGCAUAUGCUUAAUGUUCAAUAUAGGAUGCAUCCAUCUAUAAGCAUGUUCCCAAGUAAAGAGUUCUAUGAUAACCAACUUUCUGAUGCUCAGAUUGUAACAGAAAUAAGCUAUAGCAAACGUUUCCUUGAAGGAACAAUGUAUGGCUCCUACUCCUUCAUUAACAUAUCUAAGGGUAAAGAGCAGUCUAAUCAUGAUCAUAGUUUGAAGAAUGUGAUUGAAGCUGCUGCUAUCUCUGAGAUUAUUGGAAGACUUAACAAGGAGUUUGUGAGGACAAAGAAAAAAGUUAGCAUAGGGAUCAUAUCUCCAUACAAGGCACAAGUGUAUGAAAUCCAAGAGAAAGUGAAGCAGUACAUGGUCUCAAAUCCUAACUUUUCGGUUAAUGUUUGUUCUGUUGAUGGCUUUCAAGGUGGUGAAGAAGACAUUAUAAUAAUAUCCACUGUUAGAUCAAAUUUGAGUGGAAAAGUUGGAUUUCUUUCCAAUAGACAAAGAGCUAAUGUUGCAAUCACCAGGGCUAGAUAUUGCCUUUGGAUUGUAGGAAAUGCUACAACUUUAACUAAUAGUAACUCUGUGUGGAGAAAGGUUGUUCUUGAUGCUAAGGGAAGAAAUUGCUUUCAUAAUGCUGAUGAGGACAAGAAAUUAGGUCAAGUUAUUGAUGAUGCAUGCUUUGAGUUUGAACUACUAGAUGAUUCUGCAUCAGCAUUUAAUAAACUAAGCAUAAGGGACAUGCCAGAAAGAACUACUUUCUCAAGGUAAAUGAAACCAUUACAUUACAUCUUCAUAUAUUCGUGUUAAUUGUAUAAUGAUGAACAAGUAAAUUAGCAUUUCGAUGCUCAAAAUUGUAAACGUCGAACAAUUUGGUCUUUUAAAUUUACAAAAUAGUAAAUUAGUCUCUUAAAUUAAAGAAGUUCAUUCAAUUUUCUAGUCCUUGCAUCAAAAUAUUUUUUUAUAACUUAUAGAGCGACAAAGACAGAAACUAAUACUUGCAUGAUUGUA
Trifolium pratense (red clover) is the source of this 3349-nucleotide messenger RNA. RefSeq lists its product as uncharacterized. Lineage: Eukaryota; Viridiplantae; Streptophyta; Magnoliopsida; Fabales; Fabaceae. Gene Ontology annotation, molecular function: helicase activity. The coding region runs from base 320 to 3109 and encodes 929 amino acids. The transcript is spliced from 7 exons. The record is from RefSeq and is a predicted model, not a curated record.